Messenger RNA from Macrosteles quadrilineatus (aster leafhopper), 472 nucleotides. RefSeq names its product 60S ribosomal protein L30 (gene RpL30). Bases 103 to 444 code for a protein of 113 amino acids. Gene Ontology annotation, molecular function: RNA binding; structural constituent of ribosome. Gene Ontology annotation, cellular component: cytosolic large ribosomal subunit. Lineage: Eukaryota; Metazoa; Arthropoda; Insecta; Hemiptera; Cicadellidae. The transcript has 4 exons. The record is from RefSeq and is a predicted model, not a curated record.
CGGAGUCGGAAGUCGGAGUCGGAAACUCAAACUCUUCAACUCUUCUCCUCAUCGCUUCGGCUUCGCCUUCGUCCAUUUUUAAAGGGCUUUGUAAUUGUCACCAUGGUUGCACCAAAGAAACAGAAAAAGGCCAUGGAGAGCAUCAACUCUCGGCUGGCGUUGGUGAUGAAGUCUGGCAAGUACGUGCUUGGCCUGAAGCAGACGCUCAAGACUCUGCGGCAAGGCAAGGCCAAGCUGGUGAUCAUCGGCAACAACACACCUCCGCUCAGGAAAUCCGAGAUUGAGUACUACGCCAUGUUGGCCAAGACCGGCGUCCACCACUACUCUGGUAACAACAUUGAGCUGGGAACUGCUUGUGGAAAGUACUUCAGAGUGUGCACACUGUCCAUCACAGACCCUGGUGACUCCGACAUCAUCAGGUCAAUGCCAGAGUCUCAGCAGUGAUUAAUUAAUAAAGUGUGUUUUUAUUAAA